Messenger RNA from Alligator mississippiensis (American alligator), 3062 nucleotides. RefSeq lists its product as uncharacterized. The coding region runs from base 320 to 1087 and encodes 255 amino acids. Gene Ontology annotation, biological process: immune response. The record is from RefSeq and is a predicted model, not a curated record. The transcript is spliced from 4 exons. Gene Ontology annotation, cellular component: external side of plasma membrane. Lineage: Eukaryota; Metazoa; Chordata; Crocodylia; Alligatoridae.
GGUGGGCGGGCUGAGGGCGGGCGGGGCGGAGAGACUGUUGAACCCCUUCGUGUCCUGUCUGCCCCCGCCCUGGGCACCGGGUCGCACCUGCGUCUCCCUCCAGGCUUGCAGCUGCGCCCCCUUCUCCCCCAGCACCCAGCUGCCCCGCUUUUCUCCCCAUCAUGGUGUGGAUGAGCUCAGGACCCCCAGCCAACUGCAUCUGGGAGGUAACCGGGAGCCUUCAGCCAUCAGCCACUCAAGGCUGUGGCCCAAGGGGGGCAAAUCCCACACAACAACGCAGACCCAGGUCACCCAGCGCAGGUGGAAGGAGGAGCGUCCCAUGGCACAGGUGAGCAACAAGCCAUCAUCCUGGGGCGGACGCACCACCCUAGCCUGCCAGGUCCAUGGCUUCUGCCCCAAGGACGUGGCUGCUGUCUGGCUGAAAAAUGGGGAGGUGCAGCCCCAGGAGACGAGCCAUGCAGGGGUCCUUCCCAGCAGAGAUGAGACCUACCAGACCUGGGCCACCAUCGAGAUUGACCCGAGCAGCAACCACAACUACGCCUACAGCGUGAGGCAUGAGAGCCUGGGGGCAGCUCUGAGAGUGGCCUGGGACAAGGGCCAGACAGGCAACGCUAUCCUGGAGCUGUUGAAGGAGACGGUGAACAAGCAGGCGUGGAGCGCCAGGCCACGCAGUUCAGCACCACUGCACAGAAGGUCAAGGUCAAGCUCUCUGCCCACAUCCUCUACAGCACUCAGGGGCAGGGCAAGGGGGCGGGUAGUGGAGCCGGGGGCCGGGGGUCUUGGAGGUCUCCUGCCCCUGAGUGAUGAUGGGGAAGCUGCACGAGGGAACGAGCUACUCAGACAGGAAGGACGGCCAGCUGGCCCCCAGCUGCAUGGACUACGACCACCUCAAGCUGGGCAAGCUGUCCUGCAUCUGGGAGCAGAGGCUGGAGCUCUGACACACUCCAACACGCCAGAGACAUGUCCCGACAUGCAAAGGACAUGCCACAGACACACUCUGACACCUUACAGGCACAUUCUAACAUGCCAUAGACAUGCAAUGUCAUGCCACGGCCCCGGGGCAGCUUCUUCAGGUGUCAGAGCAUGAGGAGAUGUAAGGGUUGUGUGAGCACAGGGGAUUGCAGAGGUGGCAGAACAUGCCCCCACACACCAAGGACAUGCCUUGACAUAUCAUAGACAUGCUAUGAGGGCACUGGGACACAGGAGGAUGGCACUGGGACAUAAUGGGAGAUCCUGAGGGCAGAGGGAGAUACUGGGAGGGUAUUGGGAGAUAGAGAUACUAGGGCUGGCAUGCAACUCAUAAGCAAUAGUUUAGAACUAUUUAAAAGAAAAGUUUCUUCUGAGUUAUUUGUUUUAUGAACAAAGAAACGGGAGGAUGCGUGCAAGCCCCAGCGCUCAAGAGGCACAGCUGGGCAGAGCGAUCAGACCACUAUCCUGCCUGGCACUGAUGAAAAUACAGAGGGGAAGGGAAGGGGGGCCAGCCCCAAGGGAAAACAUUGCCCUUAUUUUGUGGUGGACCCAGCACCAGACCCAUGCUCCGUGGGUGCCUGAGGGUUGAGCUGGGCCUCUGCUCUCACCCCCCAGCCCCCUCCCUGUUCCCUGCCAGCGAACCCAGGCAUCCCGGCCCCCAGCCCCCUCCCCUAUAGAGAACCCAGGCACCCGAGACCCCAACCUGCCUGCUCUCUCCCGCACCCAGCGCCCCCAAGAGAACCCAGGCAUCCGGCCACCCAGCCCCCCUGCUCUCCCCCCAGUGCCUCCCUGCACAAAACCCAGGGGUCCGGGCUCCCAGCCGCAUCCUCUCAUCCCCAGGCCUCUCCCCUCCCAGAAGAGCCAAAGGCCUCGGGGGCUGUGCGUGCGUCCUCUACAUGCUUUUGUUGCAUGUAUGAACGUCGAGCCACUCGACUCACAGGACACUGAACGUGUGUGCAGUUUCUGCGGUACUCUCAAAAACCCACAAAACCAGGUGCUUGUUUCCUGGUCCAUGUGCAACAGAAACACAUUUCUGUGCAAACACUGAACACAGGUCAGCUCUGCAACCAACACACACAGACACACCGACCAGUUCCCUGAGACGCACACGCACACAAACCAAGUCUCUCUCAUGCACCCCCAGUGUGUGUCUGACACCCAUACAUCUCUUCUAUCCCCCCUCCAACUCUCUCUCUGUCUCCCUUUCUCUCUCUCUCUCACACACGCACACACGGAUGCACAGCCGUUUAGGGCUGGAAGAGCCCUGGUGAGAUCAUCGGGUCCAGCCCCCUGCUCUGGGCAGGAAAGGCUGCGGGGAUCAAAUAACCCAGCAAGGUGUGCGUCCAGUCUCCUGUUGAAGCUCCCCAGGGCAGGUGCCUGCCCCACCCCGCUGGGAGACCAGAUAAUGUCCGCUAAGACCUGGACUCCUGAGGGCCCUGUUGCCCCACAGCUCCUGCAUCGUUACCUCACAGCCGAGACUCCUCUCGUUCUGUUGUUUUCCAUAGCAAUACUCCAGUUUUCCAGGCAAUACCCCCUGCAUGGCCAGGAGGACCCGUGGCCCCGUAUCUCAGUCCAUAGAGACCAUGCACAGGUCGGCUACAUCAGUGGUACCAUUUACUUCUGUGCCAGGCCUGAAUGCCAGUCCUUGGACCCAGCAGUGGGAGAAUUGCUGAGAUAUCUGUAGUCCAUCUUGGAUGCGAGAGGUGGGAUCACAGGGAGAUUCAGGGUGGUGUAAAAUUCCUGUCCCAGUGAGUGAAGCCCAGCAGGGGAUGAGUGUCAGGGGCCUGGUCAGACAAAGCCGAGGGGGAGCUGGUGCUUUGUCAGCCCUAACCUGCGGUGAGACUGUGCCAAGUUGGGUGCUGUGGGGACAAGCCCAUGGGCAGACCCCACUUAGCAAUCCCAGGAGCUGCCCCAGGCUUGUGUGUGUGUAGUUGGGAGAUAACAACGGUCAGACACACAAGCACCCAGACACGCAGAGGGGCAAGUCUGGGCUGCCGGGAAGGGAGGGCUGAGAACUGAGGCCCCAGACGCCAGGGCAUGGAGAAGUGAUGGCUCCACGGUGACACCGACUCCCCUGGUAAGCUGCAAUGUGA